Cotesia glomerata is the source of this 3727-nucleotide messenger RNA. RefSeq lists its product as uncharacterized. The record is from RefSeq and is a predicted model, not a curated record. NCBI's taxonomy places the organism in Eukaryota, Metazoa, Arthropoda, Insecta, Hymenoptera, Braconidae. Gene Ontology annotation, biological process: DNA integration. The transcript has 4 exons. Gene Ontology annotation, molecular function: nucleic acid binding; zinc ion binding. The coding region runs from base 467 to 3673 and encodes 1068 amino acids.
AGUACAAGAUUUUCUUGUUCAGUUACUUAAUUAUUUAAGUCUUUAAUAUACUUUAUAUUUGUAUUUGCCGCUCAAAGCGACAACUAAAUCAAUAUUGAUUUAUACGGAGAUAGCGUCGGUCUACGCGCAGGCUAGCUGCGCAUACGACUCUCUCUCCGGCUUGCUCGCUGUGGCUUGCACAUCUUGUUGCUUGGACGCUUGACUGUUCGUGUGCUACUAGUUACAACUCAAGCAUCCUUAUUAAUAUUGAUAACAUUAUUAUACGUAUUUUACUUGAUAGCUAAGAUUGUUUAGAAGUGUUUUAUAUUUAAUAGAAGAUUAAAUAAACUUAGAUUCAGAUUAAACUAAAAUCUUGUGUUCCACUUUUAUUUAUAAACCCGACAGGUUAUGAUAACCCAGUGCACGCUUCCACUGCGUACGUGAUUUAUUUAUUAAAAAUAAAUUGGGUAAAGUGAUUGAUCACAAGAUGUCAGAGUCAGACAAAGCUCUACUGGAUGAUAAUGACAGUAAGGAGAUGUUUGAACAUGUUGAACAAGAUUCUGGAAAUACUGAGAAGGACCCAGCAUUACAGAUUAAGACUGAGAAAACUGAGGACACGCUCCACAGUUUGUCUCAAUUCCGCAAAGGAUUAAUGCAACAAACAAAUGGUAAUAAUCCGGAAUCAUCAACAAAAUCUAGUGACAUUAAAGAUGUAAAAGUGUCACUUGAAAGGAUGAAACAUUUCUCAACUCCUGUCAAACCAGGCCAGUCGAUGAAUAAAGAUGACAAUAUAGAUGAUGUUACAGAUGAUGGUAAGAAUGACAGCAAAGAUGAUGGUGCAGAUGAUGACUUUAAAGACAAGAGUGAACAGACCAAGAUUAAGAUUAGAAGCAGUGAAAAGAUGUUAAUGCUUGGUAAUAAGAAUUUAGAAGACAUGAAGAGGUUGAUGUUGGAGUCAAACAAGCAGACUCAAGAGAUGGCAGCGUCAAUUGGAAAAACAGCUAGGAGACUCGAGGAAGUCUCUAUUGCAAUGUUAGAUGCACUAAAGGUGAUGACAAAAGGUUAUCAAUCAGAGUUAGAUCGAGAAAAGAUUAAAGCAGAAGCAACAAAGUUAGAAGCAGAAAAGAAGACCGGAGAUGGAGAUGAUACUGUUAAAGCACAGAUAGCAAAAUUUGACAGCAAGACAAGAUGUUACAGAUGUGCUAAGACUGGACAUAGAAUCGAGGACUGUCUAUUGUCAAAAGACUUGUGGUUUUGCUAUUUUUGCCAGGACAUUAAAAAUCACAAAGGUGCAGAAUGCAAGGAAGGAAGACUCAAAAGUAAGAUUUUGAAUAAUGAUAAUAUAAAAUCUAGAGGUAAAGUAGAUAGACGAGGUUUUAUUAAAGUUAGAAAUAAUGUGAAUUCUAAGCCAUAUAAUAAUGAUAGACGUUUUAAGAAUUGUAAUAAGAAUAAUCAACAGUCAGCUCAAAAUGCACCUAAACGGGACAGUAGAAGUGCAAAAAGAGUGACUGAUGAAAGACAAGGUAAGAAAUUAUUAAAUGAAGAUUUAAUAGAUGAGAUUAAAUUUAUUGCUGAUUCAGGAGCAACAGAUCACAUAGUAAAAAAUCGAUUGAUAUUAAGCAAUUUUGAAAAAUGUGAAAAUAAAGUAAUUAAGAGUGCCAAUAAGAAUAAAUCGGCUGAUAUUUUAAUAGAUGGAAAAGGCGAUCUUUUGCUCUACACGAAUCAAGAUAACAAGAUAAUUAAAUUAUCAAAUGUUAUCAGUGCUAAAGAUGUAUCAGAUAAUUUAUUAUCAUUAAGAAAAUUAGUAGAUAAAGGAUUUAAGAUUUAUUUAGAUGAUAAGACUUUGAGAGUAUUUAGUGAAAAUUUAGAAGAAAUAAUACUAGAAGGAAUAUAUGAACAACCCAACUGGAUCUUGAACUUCAAAGUUAAGAAUUACAUCGACGACAAAAACAAAUUAGAUUGGGAAUACAAUACUUAUCGUUGUAAAGCUGUAAUGAUUCAAGAAGAUGACACCGAUGAAUCAGAAGUAGAUUUACAAAGGAAGGAGGGAGAUUCAGAAAACAUAGAGGUCAAGGAUUCUUCAAUUAGGAGGGAGGAAGAAGUUACAACACCUCCAGAAAUAGAACAACAUCCUGAAAAUCCAGAUGAUGACAUGUUUAAUUGGGAUUCUAGUUUAAUAACUAGAAAUACAAUUAAGUUAGAUGACAUCGAGAGCAUUAAGAAUUUAGAAGAGCUAUUCACAUCAAAUCCAUUAGAGCAAGGGACAACAGAGUCAAGUAAAAUAAAUGAAGCUAUGUUAUGGCAUGUAAGACUUGGUCAUGCUUCAUUAAAUUAUCUCAAGAAGUUACAGAAAGUAUACAGUAAAUUAGAAAAAGUUAGAUUUGAUGAUUCAAUUCUAGAUUGUGAAAUAUGUAUUAUGUCAAAGAUGCAAAAAUUACCAUUUAAAGAAGUUAGAAGACGAGCAUCAAGACCAUUACAAAUAAUACAUACGGUCACGAUGGGUCCAAUAAAACCAACUUCACACCCAGGACACAAAAGAUUUAUUAAUGUGUACAUAGAUGAUUACUCCAGAUUAGCUAGAGCAUACCCAGUAAAGACUAAAGAUGAAUCAGGAGAAACAUUAGAAAAAUUUCUAAUAUCUACAAGAAAUUUACUCGGCAAAGAUGAAAAAGUAUGCUACGUUAGAUCGGAUCAAGGAACAGAAUUCACUGGUGGAAAAUUUCUAGAGGUUUUAAGAAAAGAAAAGAUAGAAUUAGAAUUAACACCGCCUUAUACCCCUGAACACAAUGGAGUCUCUGAAAGAUUCAACGCUACGUUGCAGAGAAAAGUCAGAACCUAUAUGUUAGAUUCUGGUUUACCCAAGAGUAUGUGGGAGUUAGCAGUGGACGCAGCUGUUCACUCAUACAACCGAACACCACAUAAAUCUAUAGAUUAUGAUGUACCAUUGAUGAAAUUUAAUAAGAAUGAAAAUUGUCAUUUUGAUAAAAUUAAAAGAUUUGGAUGUAUUGGAUAUAUUAGAAUUCCAAAACCAGAGCACAAGUUCAGCGAGAGAGCAAUCAAAGCUGUAAUGGUAGGAUAUAAACCCACAGGAUACUUGUUAUGGCACCCAAGUACUGGAAAAUUUCUAGAGUCACGACAUAUUAGAUUCAAUGAAAAAUUAGUGUACAAAGAUGUAUAUAAGAAUAAACAAACAGAAGAAACUGAAGAUGAAAUUAGUUGGAAGUCAGAUGAAAAUGUACCAAAUAAUUUAGAAGACAAAAUCAACGAAGAAAAGGAGAAACCGGAACAAAGAAAAAGAGGAAGACCCCGUAAAAAUCCACUAGAUGUUAAAAACUUAAUUGAAAAGAAGAAUUCAUCAGAAGAAAUUAGACCAUGUACUAGAGGUGAGAUGAAAAGAAAAUUAGAAUCUGGAAAAGAUAAAUUGAUUGAAGACAUAAGCUUUGCAAAAAGUGUCAACGUGUCUGAAGAUCAAUCUAAGAUGGAUGAACAAGAAUUAAUAAGAUGUUUAAUUACUUCUUUAAACAAAGAACCUAUUAACUAUGAUGAGGCAAGCAACUCAAGUGAAAGAUGUCAAUGGAUGAAGGCUAUCAAAGAUGAAUUGGACUCAAUAACUAAAAAUGAUGUCUGGGAAUUCGUAGAUUUGAAAGAAGCAAGUAAAAUUAAAGGAAAAUUAAAUAUCAUUGAUUCAAGAUAGGUAUUUAAAAAGAAAGUAGAAGUAAAUAAAGAUGUACUUUAUAAAGCACGACUA